AUGCGGAAAGCUGCUGGGAGAGCAAGACACGAGGCAAGCAACCUGCAAGCUGGAUUGCUGACAUCCCAGGCGGUUUCAACUGUUUCAGGACGGUUUGCAGAGGCAGGGAGAAAGGCAGUGAUUGAUGCAGCUGGGGUGGUUGGGCUUGUCAAUCGUGGGUUCGCAGUCCCUGUCAACUACGCCAUGUCACGCACCUUUCCCCCCGAACCCUCCCACCACCUAAUCUACGACCUCGGCUCCGGUUUGCUCCGCGUGACCCUCGUCUCCCUCCGCUCAGCCAUGCUCCCGGACCCUCUCUCGCUUGCCGAAACCCCCCAGCUCAAGAAUGUCACUUCCAUCGAAGUGCAUGGGUUCGGGUACGACCUCAAAGUUGGCGGAUAUGUCUUCGAUCGUGCAGUGAGGGAUUUGUUGGUUGAGGCAUUUGAGGAGACAACCGGGAAGCCUCUGGAGGAGGGGAGGAAGUUCACGGAUGAUAAGAGGGCUAUGGCAAAGCUUUUGAAGGAGGCCGCGCAUGUCAAGCAGGUCUUGAGCGCCAAAACGGCUGCGAUGGCCCGGGAAACGCGGGAACACCUCCUGAUUGCCUGCCCGCUGUAUGACGAAGCCCGCAAAUCGCUCUUCAAGCAUAUCCGCCUGCGCAAGAACCCAACUGCCGGCCAACUGCUCGGCAACCCCUCUUACCGCGACGCCCUCCUCGAUUUCCUUGACGGCACCGGCCGUUUCCCGCAACUCUCAAGGUCGCCAGAGGUGGAGAAGCAGGAGAAGGAGCGCCGACUCGCGAAUCAUCACCACGCACCUCUUCCCCGCCAAUUCCGUCACCUCCUCCAAGAAGACCCUUACCCUGCGCAAAACAUCCGACUUCUCACUCGACUUUUCCUACGCCCCCACCUCCUCUUCCGCAGGAGCGCCAUCAGGCCACCUCUUCUCCGCCCACUUGAAGGGUAUCUCAGCCGCUACCGCCAACCUCGCGGCCAGGCCAAACGGUUGGUCAACGCGACUGUGAGGGUUGGAGUCCAGCUGGAUGCGAGUGGGUUGCUGAGGGUGGGCAAGGCGGAACAUGUGUUGCGUGAGGAGGAGGAGGGAGAGGGAGGCAAGAAGGGAGGCGUGACGGAUAAGCUCAAGGGGUUGUUCGACAAGUUCUCCGGCAAGAACUCGACUGCCUCCUCCUCGUCCUCGGCGCCGACCGCUGAAGGAACCGCCACACCCGAGGAAGGCCUGACGGACGAGGAGAAGGAACAGCUGGACGAGAUGAUUCGCCAGUUGCAGCUUCCGCCUGCGAAGGGUAGGUUGACAGUUGAGACGCAGGGUGGGGAAGGAGCGGCGGGGAUGGGGUUGGAGGAGAAGAUGGAGUUGAAGAAGCGACUCCGCAACGCCAGGACCGCCCUCACGCGCAAACUCGCCCACGAAGAAGCGCGCAACGCGCUCGAAUCCUACGUCUACCGCGUCCGCAACCUCCUCGAGAACAACCAGGCGUUCGUCGCUGCGUCGGUCGAGAGCGAGUGCAGGGCUGUCAGGGAGGUGCAGGAACGGACGGCAGAGAAACUCGUCAAGCACAUCCUCUCCUGUUUGACUGAGGCAGUCGCCCGCCCCGCCGCCGUCUCUUCACUCCGCGAUCAACUCGCCAAAACCACCACCUUCCUCUCCACCACCCGCCCUGACUCUGCCGCACUCACCAAAUCCGACCCUUCCGCUCCUCAGCGCUUCACAGCUGACAAGCUCGACUCGCUCAACAAGCUCGUCAAGGAGUCGCAGGCGUGGCUCGAUGAUGCGCUGAAGCGCCAGGAGAAGCUCAAGGUGCAUGAGGACCCGGCUUUCAAGGUUGCUGAGGUCGGGAAGAAGCUGAAGGAGGUGGAGAGGGAGACAAGCAGGUUGGAGAAGAAGAAGCAGCCGAGGAGGAAGAAGGCGAUCAAGGCAACUCCGGCGGCAGCGGUGCAGGAGGAGGAGGAGGCGCAGGAGAAGCCGAAGCAGGAGCACAAGAAGGAUGAGCUGUAG
Molecule: messenger RNA, 1989 nt
Organism: Rhodotorula toruloides NP11
Lineage: Eukaryota; Fungi; Basidiomycota; Microbotryomycetes; Sporidiobolales; Sporidiobolaceae
Product: Hsp70 family protein
Exons: 6
Coding region: 1-1989 (662 amino acids)
Biological process (GO): cellular response to hypoxia; negative regulation of hypoxia-induced intrinsic apoptotic signaling pathway; endoplasmic reticulum unfolded protein response
Cellular component (GO): endoplasmic reticulum chaperone complex
Molecular function (GO): ATP-dependent protein folding chaperone; ATP binding
Source: RefSeq, a predicted model, not a curated record